Molecule: messenger RNA, 3440 nt
Organism: Phacochoerus africanus (Common warthog)
Lineage: Eukaryota; Metazoa; Chordata; Mammalia; Artiodactyla; Suidae
Gene: FGD4
Product: FYVE, RhoGEF and PH domain containing 4
Exons: 17
Coding region: 464-3019 (851 amino acids)
Biological process (GO): filopodium assembly; cytoskeleton organization
Cellular component (GO): cytoplasm
Molecular function (GO): metal ion binding; guanyl-nucleotide exchange factor activity
Source: RefSeq, a predicted model, not a curated record
UUCCUAGUCGGAUUCGUUUCUGCUGCACCAUGACGGGAACUCCUGAAGAUUCCUUAAGACCUAGUUUUAGGGUAGUUUUUUAAAAUAAAUCUCAAGGCUAUAACUACAAUAGAAUCACACGUAGUUGGCCCCAUCCUUCCCAUUUUACCACAGUAUUCUAGAGCUCUCUCACUACAUUUUGAAAUACAUUCAUGGAAUUUUGAAAUUCGUUACUUGCGUAGAUCUUUGAGGCUGCAUCAGUGUUAGAAGAGGAGUUAUGAAACAUAGGUCUGCACUUCUUCCCCUUAGUUAGUUCUUUACCAUGUCGAACCGAAGACGUGUGCAUGUCUGGUCUAAGUACAGAAUGCCUAUAGAUUUUACCCACAAAUUUUAGACCUGAAUAAUUCCUCUGCAAGCAGGACAUAGGUAUGAUAAGCAGAAGAAUUAAAAGGCACUGCUGGAUGAUGUUUUACAGGAAUCCUUUAUGGGGGGCUGCAGCAGUAUCUGUCCAAAGAUUACUAUAGUUCCACCUUGUUUGAAAAGCAGCACAACCACGUUGAUUGAUCAGAAUGUAUGUGUUGAAGAGGCUCAGGGAAUAAAUGGGAAAACGCCAGCAAAACACCCAGCUCCAAGUCCAAAGCCACAAGUGCCUCCAAAGCCAUUACAUCUGCAGAAUUCACCUUCGUCCAAUAUACACCAAACCCCCAGGCACAAAGCUUUAUCUAGUGCAAAACCAAGGAUGGAGGAAGUAAAACCUGCCUCUGCUUCUUGUGUCUCAAAAGAAAAACCCAGUAAGGUAUCAGAUCUCAUCAGUCGCUUUGAAGGAGGCAGCCCAUUAACAAAUUACAGUGAAUUGAAGAAAGAUUCUGCUAUAAACCUAAAUGUUCCUAGAACCCCAGGAAGGCACGGAUUGACAACCACACCUCAGCAAAAACUCCUCUCCCAGUACUUACCAGAGAAGCAGGGACAUGAUACGGAUCACACUCAGGGUGUACAGACUUGCGUGGUUAAUGGUAUGGUAGCAGCACAAAACCAGAUGGAAUGUGAGGAGGAUAAAGCAGCCACUCUUAGCCCAGAUACUCCUGUUCAGACUUCCGAACCCUUGCCCAAUACAGACUUAGUAAAUGGAGAAAAAGAAGAAAAAACCACAGUCCCUGCAUUGCCCACAACAAGUGACUGUGAGGAAAGUGCUUCUGACAGUAGCUGCAGGACUCCACCUGUCGGCCCAGUGCUCCCCCUGGAAGAAGGGAGGGCAGACACAGAAGACAAGGUACAAGAGAGGGAAAAUGGAGAAAGCCCUCUGGAAUUGGAUCAGCUAGACCAACAGCAUGAGAUGAAGGAGACCGAUGAGCAAAAACUUCACAAAAUAGCCAAUGAGCUUUUGCUUACGGAAAGAGCUUACGUCAGCCGACUUGACCUCUUAGAUCAGGUAUUUUACAGCAAACUAUUGGAAGAAGCAAAUCGAGGCUCAUUUCCAGCAGAGAUGGUGAAUAAAAUCUUUUCUAAUAUUUCAUCAAUAAAUGCCUUCCAUAGUAAAUUCCUAUUGCCAGAGCUGGAGAAGAGAAUGCAAGAAUGGGAAACGACUCCUAGAAUUGGUGACAUCCUUCAGAAAUUGGCACCAUUCCUUAAGAUGUAUGGAGAAUAUGUGAAGGGGUUUGAUAAUGCAAUGGAAUUGGUUAAAAACAUGACAGAGCGUAUUCCCCAGUUCAAGUCAGUAGUUGAAGAAAUUCAGAAACAGAAGAUCUGCGGAAACUUGACUUUGCAGCAUCACAUGCUAGAACCUGUUCAGCGGAUUCCCCGGUAUGAGAUGCUCCUUAAGGAUUACCUAAGGAAACUGCCCCCUGAUUCUCUGGACUGGAAUGAUGCUAAAAAAUCACUUGAAAUUAUAUCUACAGCAGCAAGCCAUUCUAAUAGUGCAAUAAGAAAAAUGGAGAACCUAAAGAAACUCUUAGAGAUUUAUGAAAUGUUGGGAGAAGAAGAAGACAUUGUAAAUCCUUCAAACGAACUAAUAAAAGAAGGACAGAUCCUCAAGCUAGCUGCUCGGAACACAUCAGCACAAGAACGCUACCUUUUCUUAUUCAACAACAUGUUGCUGUACUGUGUGCCAAGAUUCAGCUUGGUGGGCUCUAAAUUCACAGUUCGAACCAGGGUUGGCAUCGAUGGAAUGAAAAUUGUGGAGACUCACAAUGAAGAAUAUCCACAUACUUUCCAGGUAUCUGGGAAAGAGAGGACACUGGAACUACAAGCCAGCUCUGAGCAAGAUAAAGAGGAAUGGAUCAAGGCACUUCAAGAGACUAUUGAUGCUUUCCAUCAGAGGCAUGAAACCUUCAGAAAUGCAAUUGCCAAGGAUAAUGACAUUCAGUCAGAGGUUUCUACUGCUGAACUAGGAAAAAGGGCUCCAAGAUGGAUCCGAGAUAAUGAAGUUACGAUGUGUAUGAAAUGCAAAGAGCCUUUUAAUGCACUGACACGGAGAAGGCAUCAUUGUCGAGCAUGUGGUCAUGUGGUUUGUUGGAAGUGUUCUGACUAUAAAGCUCAACUUGAGUAUGAUGGUGGUAAAUUGAGCAAAGUUUGUAAAGACUGUUAUCAAAUAAUAAGUGGCUUCACAGACAGUGAAGAAAAGAAAAGAAAAGGAAUUUUAGAGAUUGAAUCAGCAGAAGUAUCUGGAAACAGCGUGGUGUGCAGCUUUCUUCAGUAUAUGGAAAAGUCAAAACCUUGGCAGAAAGCUUGGUGUGUGAUCCCCAAACAAGACCCUCUUGUACUGUACAUGUACGGUGCCCCCCAGGAUGUCAGGGCCCAGGCCACCAUUCCACUCCUGGGCUAUGUUGUGGAUGACAUGCCAAGGAGUGCAGACCUGCCACAUAGUUUCAAACUGACCCAGUCCAAGUCUGUACACAGCUUUGCUGCAGACAGUGAGGAACUGAAACAGAAGUGGCUGAAGAUCAUCCUUUUAGCUGUCACAGGUGAGACACCAGAUGGUUUUAGCAAGCAUCUGGACACUUUGGACGGUCAUCCUGAAUCUAAAAGAAAAUCAGAAUGCUGAGCUCCAGGACCAACUGUAGUGUGUGUGUGGUGGGGGAGGGGGGUCUUAAGAUUUACAGCCCAAGACAUUCCCAGCUCUCCUUAUUCAUCUCUUAGCACUUUAUGUUGAAAAAUACAGGUUCAUAAAUGCAUCUUUGGGGGACUAUUUUCCUAUGUUUAUGUAGUCUUAAGUGAAAUUAACAUGCAGAGCCAUUCUACUCAUAAAGGUUUGAAAUAAUGUGAAAAAUGAAGCAUUUUUAAAUGAGCUUUUCUUUGAAUAUGUACUUGUGUCUUGAAAAAAAAGUGGUAUCAAUUAAUGCUGUCACUUCAGGUUAGAAAAGGCCACUUUCGUUUAAGAAAUCCUUUAAUGUCUUCACUUUCACGAGUAGGAUUUGUAAUGGUUUGAAAGAUAUACCUCCAUGUUGCCAAAAUAGAUCCACGGU